This is a messenger RNA of Gongylonema pulchrum, 459 nucleotides long. Lineage: Eukaryota; Metazoa; Nematoda; Chromadorea; Rhabditida; Gongylonematidae. The record is from the annotation of a GenBank genome assembly.
GUGAAGCUUACUGGAAAGUGGCCAGAUUUUCAAAUGAUAGCCAUGGAGAGUGGCGUGUUAGCAAUGUGUAACGGUGAAAAAGAUAUCAGGAUUUGGGACCUAAACAAUGAAGAACAUGGGUCCAUAUCACUGCGCACAGCAAAAGGUUACAGUUCAGCAGAAACAAUUACUUGUAUUUCAUACUCCAACAUCAAAGGCUGUUUGUCAGGUGGAACAUCCGAAGGCAAAGUAGCAAACUGGAAACGCCGCCGCGCCACCGACGAGACGCUUUCCGAGCAAUGGAACCUACAGGAAGCUAUCAGUAUCGGUUCAAAAGUUGAAUUGGUGCGCUGGGCGACGGUGUCCGGUGUAUUAGCUGUUUCUGCCUGUUCUUUGGUAACACUGUUGAAAGAGCAACCAAUCCUCGCAGAUGCGAAUGCAGAUGUUGGUGAUUAUAUCCAUAUAAUCAUUUUUUCCUAA